Rodentolepis nana is the source of this 1518-nucleotide messenger RNA. The record is from the annotation of a GenBank genome assembly. Lineage: Eukaryota; Metazoa; Platyhelminthes; Cestoda; Cyclophyllidea; Hymenolepididae.
AUGGAUUUAUUACUGACCAACCCAAGGUUUAACACCAAUAACCUAAUGCCACAAGGCCUUAUUGAUGUUCUGAAAAGUGGAUUCAAUCUCAACGAUUUGCCCUACGAUCUUCUCACUGAAAAACAGGAAAGUUCUUCUUCCUCUUCACCAGAAAAUAAUGCUUCUUCUCCAUCUACACCUCCAACAUUCCCUUCAAUGCCUGUUGCGAGCUCUGAGGUGCCCUACGAUGAGACGACUGCCAACACCGACGCUCUCAAGGAUAAGCUACGACAUGUGCUCAGAGACAUAAUUCCACACAAAUCCACCUUGCAAAUCCAAGUACUAGUUGCUUAUACUGUUGAUGACAGCAAGAAGGAUGUUAUUUCAAUCAAUGAAACCUACCAUCAGACGAAACACGAUCAAACGACAACUACAGUAGCUAACAAUGUUCUUGAUCUUUCACAAAAGUCAGACGAAGAGUCCUCGAAAUCUUCUGUAUCAGGAAAUGAACUUGGUGAUUUGUUGUCAGCUCCAUCAGUAUCAAUUGGGAACCUUUUUCCUAAUCAUUCGGCACCUCUUGGCCUUCCCUCUCAAACUUCCAAUCCCCUCCAUUUGAAUCAAGACAGUAUGAUUCAGUUGUUGCGAGCCUUUUUAACUAGCACUAAUACCCCUAUUGUAAAUCCACUUCAAUCCACAGUCAAUCCAUUUAAUUUUUCGUUACCAAUCAAUCUUCCACCUCUUCCUACGUCCACCACCAACUCUAUGGACAUGAAAACGUUCACUGAAGUUGCUCCCAAUGUCACCAUCACAAACUGUGAUAGCAUUCCAUCAAACACCCAAGUUGGAUGCCCCAACAAGACUACGAAUACAAAUGAUAGUGGAAGUAGGGGUUCUUCUCCACUUUCCAAUGAAGGCUCAUAUACUUCACCGCUAUCUACUUCCCGACCACUUACAAAGGUGCCAAGUCAGGCUUUAUUCAGUAGGCGUUAUGUUCACCCCCGACGCUUCAUUUGCAACCAGUGCAGGGACCAGUUUUCAUCUCUUACUGAACUGACUCGGCACACUCUGGAGGUUCACAAUUCAUUCCGGUGUAAUUAUUGCAAUGCAAAGUUUACUCAAAGGUCUAACCUCCAAAGACACUCUCUGAAACACGUUGGGUUCAAGCCCUUCACUUGCAAUAUCUGUAACAAAGAGUACUAUAGGAAGGAUCAUCUUGUUAGACAUAUUGAAGUGACGCAUCCCGAUGUCGAUCCUCGCUUGAACAUCACCACUCGUCUCAGUUCUUCAGAGUGUCUUGAAUUUCUUGACAACUUGCAUCUGAUAGGAAAUUCGGACUUAAGAUUCGAGGAUGGUAAUAAUAGUGCCCGAUCUUCUCUAAAUGGAACGAAUCAGGGUUCAGUAAACUCUCCCGCAAAAUCUGAUGAAGGAUUAAUCAUGCCCAGUGAAGGUCCUCCACUAACACCAGUUGCUCAGGAAGGUACAGACUAUUCAAUCGAUCCCACUGUUGAACAAUCUUCUUUUCAACCAAUGGAAAAUUGA